Molecule: messenger RNA, 1159 nt
Organism: Carica papaya (papaya)
Lineage: Eukaryota; Viridiplantae; Streptophyta; Magnoliopsida; Brassicales; Caricaceae
Gene: TDF1
Product: Duplicated homeodomain-like superfamily protein
Source: RefSeq, a predicted model, not a curated record
CUUCAAACAGUAUUUUUACUAUUAGAAUAAAAUGGUGAGACCUCCUUGUUGUGACAAGCUGAAUGUGAAAAAGGGUCCAUGGACUGCUGAAGAAGAUGCAAAGAUACUUGCCUAUGUAUCCAAACAUGGAACCGGUAACUGGACUAGUGUUCCUAAAAAAGCAGGACUUCGGAGAUGUGGGAAGAGUUGCAGACUCAGGUGGACUAAUUACUUGAGACCAGAUCUUAAACAUGAGAGCUUCACACCCCAGGAAGAGGAAUUGAUUGUUAACCUUCAUGCAGCUAUUGGCAGCAGGUGGUCUAUUAUAGCCCAACAGCUUUCAGGAAGAACAGAUAACGACGUGAAAAACUAUUGGAACACGAAACUGAAAAAGAAGCUCACCGACAUGGGAAUUGACCCAGUUACACAUAAACCUUUUUCUCAAAUCCUAGCUGACUAUGGCAACAUUGGAGGUCUCCAGAAACCCUCUCCUGCAACUAGAUUAAUUAGUUCUCUCAACACAGACCUCAACAAGAAUGUUAACUUCAACAUGACAAAAUCUCAUGAAAAUUACAAAUACCCAUUUUCAAACAUAAACCCUAACAUUCUCAAAACAAGAAAUUUGCUUCUUUCACCAAAACCAGAACCAGUCAUGGAAAACCAACAUACCAACUCAACUCAUCUUCUUUCUCAGUUGCAUGCUAUAAACCUAGUCACACAGGUCUCUGGCUGGACGCCUAACCAUGAAACUAUCACAUCUUCAUCAUCAUCAUCUUCUUCUUCUACUUGUUCCACAGCGGGACAAGAGAAAUCCACAGCAGUAGGUUUCAGUUGGAGUGAUUUCCUUCUUGAUGAUGAGCUUUUACGGGCCCCGGAUCAUCAACGAGAAGGAGAGCUGCAAGGUGAGGAAUUGUUAAUGGAGCUUUCUUCAAUGGAGUUGGUGAGUGAAAAAAAUCACGUGAUGCCUGCAAAGAUCAGUCAUGGUAAUGUGGAAAGUUGCGGGGAGAUGAUUAGCGAUAAUGGAGAAGUUGAGGGGAAAGAGAAAACAACAGGUGUAAACGAGAAGUUUCAUGGUUCCUCAUCGGUUGAUCAUCAAAGUUUUGUGGAAGCCAUGUUAGAUGGAGAAAAUGACAUGUACUUGUUAUUUCCUGACCUUUCGGAUGGACCCUUCUGUAAUUGA